Molecule: messenger RNA, 693 nt
Organism: Leptopilina heterotoma
Lineage: Eukaryota; Metazoa; Arthropoda; Insecta; Hymenoptera; Figitidae
Exons: 2
Coding region: 1-693 (230 amino acids)
Source: RefSeq, a predicted model, not a curated record
AUGGCUCUACCCGUCGGUAGAGCGGUUGCGUUAAAUGCGAAACAGCCGUUCAACUUAAGGUUAAGAACGCUGCUUAAUCUCGAGGGGAGAACGGUUCUCCUUUUUGGGGAAAGCGGACACCCUACUAUUCAAGUAAACGCUUUAGUUAUCCGCAAAUUUGGUAUCACUGCCCCAUCGCAAAAGAUUUCUAUACAAAACUGGCCACAUCUCCUACACCUCCUUCUAGCUGACCCAGACUUCACAAUUCCGCAACCUGCGAAUAUAAUACUAGGAGCUGCUAGUUAUGGAAUGUUACUUCUAGAGGGGAUUCAUCGAGAUACAUUGACAUCACCUAUCGCGCUCCGAACGGUUUUUGGUUGGGUUGUAACUGGACCAGUUGAGGAAUUCAUUAAUUCUCAGACCGCUAUGACCUUGAACCUUUGCUGUGACAAGCAGCUUCCUGCUCUCCUCAAAAUAUUUUGGGAGUUUGAGGAAGUUAGAUUGUCUCCUGUAACAUCAAUUAACGAUCAAAUAUGUGAGCGAUUAUUUGUUGAAGAAUAUCGACGCACUGAUUCUGGACGUUAUGUCGUGCGUCUUCCUAAACAGUUAGACUUCCCUACAAAUCUUGGAGAUUCUUUAACUAGAGCAAAGCGAGUGUCAGAUAGUAUGCAAAAGCGAAUGGCCAAUGAUCUUACAUUAAAAUCAGAAUAUUAA